AUGCCGCCGCCUCCCAAGCCCGCCCCUCCCUACCGCCUCACCUUCACCUGCAACUCCCUGCGGAACACCACCGUGUCAAUAGACAACGACACCAUCUACUACGAGAUCGUCACCCGCUUCUGGCACCCCGAUGUGACCAAGAUCUUCCGCCUAGACAAAGAGUCUCGCGCCAUGAACCUCGUCGCUCGGAUUAAGGGCGUCGAGAACAAAGAGAAGGGUGUCUGGGUGCGGUUCGGUCGCGAGCCUGGCGAUGGCCUGGCGCGGGGACCAGAAGAGGAGAAGCAGCGGGAGGAGGGCGGAGAGGGGGAAUGGAUUAGGGAAGAGGACUUUAUUAACUACGAGCAUGAGAAAGUAGCCGGCACGUUCCCCGCUGUGCCCGGCGAGGAGCUCAGGUGGAAGACGCAUAGGCGGCGGUUGCAGAUGAUCAAGCCCGGAGACCCUGAGAAACCCGUAGCAAACUUCAAACCGCACAAGCGGCAUUUCUGGGUAUUCCGCAUGUCGAAGCAUGCCGUACUCGAGCUCAGACCUGAGGUAAUUCAGCCGGAGGGGAGCAAAGAGAAGGAUCUCGAAGCCAUGGACAGGAUAAUCGUGAGCUACUUAUUAGUUGAGCGCAGGAGAAGGCUGGCCCAACUGAAGCUCCAGCUGAAAUAA
Gloeophyllum trabeum ATCC 11539 is the source of this 651-nucleotide messenger RNA. RefSeq lists its product as uncharacterized. The record is from RefSeq and is a predicted model, not a curated record. NCBI's taxonomy places the organism in Eukaryota, Fungi, Basidiomycota, Agaricomycetes, Gloeophyllales, Gloeophyllaceae. The coding region runs from base 1 to 651 and encodes 216 amino acids. The transcript is spliced from 3 exons.